Molecule: messenger RNA, 369 nt
Organism: Microthlaspi erraticum
Lineage: Eukaryota; Viridiplantae; Streptophyta; Magnoliopsida; Brassicales; Brassicaceae
Source: the annotation of a GenBank genome assembly
AUGAGAAGGUUUUUUCCUUCAAUUAGAAACGAGGUGUUGAAGGCCGUGGUUGCUCAAUUCAAUGCUGCUCAGCUCCUCACCGAGCGUCCUCAAGUAUCAGCGCUUGUCCGUGACUCUCUCAUCAAGCGUGCCAAGGACUUCAACAUCGAGCUCACGACGUUGCAAUCACGCAUUUAUCAUAUGGUAUGGAGUUCUCCAGGGCGGUUGAGGCGAAGCAAGUUGCUCAGCAGGAAGCGGAAAGGUCGAAGUUUAUGCUUAAGCGGGGAUGGGACUCAUCAAGCUCAGGAGGUUACAGCUACACUGGCUAGGUCUCCAAACGUGUCUUACUUACCUGGUGGACAAAGCAUGCUCUUUUCUUUGAGCUACUAA